AAAAAUAAAAGUGAUGUACUACUAGGCAGGUCUAGGUUUAUAUAGACUAUCCGUAGCCAUAAGAGAAAAUGGCAAAUUUAAUAUAUAAUGCAAAAAAGAAUAAGGCUAUGAUGUCAAAUUAUCAAUCAAAAACACUUAGUUUUUUUCUUUCUUUCUUUCUCUCCCCUCCUUCAUCAUAAAUCUAGGGCUUUCCAAGAAUCUCUAUCACACCCUCUUCCCAAAAUCUCGCCUAUUUUUCCUCUCUCCACUCACUUAUAGAAGAUAGAUUAUACACAUAGAGAGACACAUCAAUCCAAAGCUCAUACUUACAAAUAGGAAUAUUUAUAUAAAGAAUAAACUAGAAGUAAAGGAUGGUGAGGGGCAAAACGGAGAUGAAGAGGAUAGAGAACGCAACAAGCAGGCAAGUGACGUUUUCGAAGAGAAGAAAUGGACUCUUGAAGAAAGCCUUCGAAUUAUCGGUCCUUUGUGAUGCUGAAGUUGCUUUGGUUAUCUUCUCUCCAAGAUCCAAACUCUAUGAGUUCUCUAGCUCUAGUAUAGCAGCAACAAUUGAACGCUAUCAGAGACGAAUAAAAGAAAUUGGGAAUAAUCAUAAGAGAAAUGAUAAUUCUCAGCAAGCGAGAGACGAAACAUCUGGAUUGACAAAAAAGAUUGAACAGCUAGAGAUAUCUAAACGAAAAUUGCUUGGAGAAGGCAUUGAUGCAUGUUCCAUCGAGGAGCUGCAACAGUUAGAGAAUCAGUUGGACCGAAGCUUGAGCAGGAUAAGAGCCAAGAAGUACCAAUUACUCCGUGAAGAAAUUGAGAAGUUGAAGGCAGAGGAGAGGAAUCUCGUUAAGGAAAAUAAAGAUCUGAAGGAGAAGGUACAGUUUUAGCAUCUUAUAAAAGGUAUUAUUUUUAUGAUAUGUUAAUAUGUUGCUGAGUAGAAGAGUUUUUUCGGUGAAAUUGUGAAAAUAAAAGUGGCUUGGAAUGGGAACAGCAACAAUAGCAUCAUCACAAUCAACGUUAUCAUCAUCAGAAGUGAACAUAGAUGACAAUAUGGAAGUGGAGACUGGUUUGUUCAUUGGACCUCCUGAGACAAGACAAUCCAAAAAAUUCCCUCCUCAAAAUUAAUCUUACAACUUCUUCAAAAAGAAUGUUUUAACUAUAUGAUGUAAGAACUUUUUAUCUUUAUAUAUUUUCGUCCAAAAAAAUUGAGAUGUAAUAAUUAAUAUGUUCUUAAUCAAAGAGUUAAA
Molecule: messenger RNA, 1229 nt
Organism: Arabidopsis thaliana (thale cress)
Lineage: Eukaryota; Viridiplantae; Streptophyta; Magnoliopsida; Brassicales; Brassicaceae
Gene: AGL19
Product: AGAMOUS-like 19
Exons: 7
Coding region: 351-869 (172 amino acids)
Biological process (GO): positive regulation of transcription by RNA polymerase II; regulation of DNA-templated transcription; regulation of developmental process
Cellular component (GO): nucleus
Molecular function (GO): DNA binding; protein dimerization activity; DNA-binding transcription factor activity
Source: RefSeq, marked reviewed